Clunio marinus is the source of this 294-nucleotide messenger RNA. NCBI's taxonomy places the organism in Eukaryota, Metazoa, Arthropoda, Insecta, Diptera, Chironomidae. The record is from the annotation of a GenBank genome assembly.
AUGGAAAGAAUAAAGUGUCAGUUUGUUGUUGUUCAAGCUCAUUUUAUGCAUUUAGUAACAAGGCAAGAAGUGAAGGAACAAACAAGUAACUUUUAUGCUUCUUUUGUGUGUUAUGCUUCUGGAUGUCCUGGCAUAUUUGAAUUUUCUGGUGAAGACAUUUUACUACACGCGUCCCAAAGUUGUCGUUUCUGUGUAAAGAAAUGGAAAGUAAAACAAGAAACUGCUGUUUUGAUUCCUUCUUCGAAUUCAACUGUAUGGACAUCAAGUCAUGCAUUGUUGAGGGAAUAUUUAUGA